GUCCACUGCCAAGUGUUCCAGCGCAUCUGCGACGCCAGAGAUCAAGUCGGCUCGACGGUGAUGGCCAGCACAAAGCAAGAGACCGCAACGAUGGCCGACGACAUGGACGAGAGUAGCGUGCAUUGGAAGCUCAAGGCGCGGACCUUUGCGAUCACGUUCUUCAGCUACGCCAUGUUCCACGUCGCACGCAAGUCCUUCUCGUCCAUCAAGGGCGAGCUUAGCCGCGAAGAAUGGAUGGUGUCGUCCUUGACAAGUAGCCAAAGCAACAUGUACGGCAUCAUGGACAUGGUCUUCAUGGGCUGCUAUGCGUCCGGCCUAUACGUCAGCGGCAUGAUGGGUGACCGCGUCGACCUACGCCUCUUCAUCACGCUUGGCAUGGUGUGCACCGGCGCUGCGCUCGUCGUCUUUGGCCUCGCGGGCUUUGCGAACGUGCACGCCUUUGCGUUUUUCGUUGUGCUCUGGGGCAUCAACGGCCUCGUGCAGUCGUGCGGCUGGCCGUCCAACGUGGCCGUCAUGUCCAAAUGGUUUGGUCACAACGAACGAGGCGUUGCGAUGGGCUUGUGGAGCGGGUGUGCGUCGUUUGGCAACAUUUUCGGCGGCGCGCUCGUCGGACUUCUCUGCUCGUACUUGGACGCGUCGAUUGCGUGGAAGGUCGUCUUGCUUGUCGCGGGCGGCUUGCUCUGGCUCCUCGCCCUUGUUGUGUACUGUUUCUUAAUUCCCGACCCGGCCGACGUCCCGUCGCUCGUGGCCACCAACGAGACGCCCGAUACACCGGUGACCAAACCGAAUAUUCUCGAGCCGACGAUCGCCAAGCCGGCGCAUGUGCCUGGGAUCUCGUUCUGGCGUGCCUGGCUCAUCCCUGGCGUAUUGCCGUACGCCUUGGCGUAUGCAUGCAUCAAAUCGGUGAGCUACUCGCUCUUCUUUUGGGUCCCCUACUACCUCACGGUCGCCUUCUCGAUGGACACGUCCCGCGCCAAUUUCUACUCGAUUUUGUACGACUGCGGAGCGAUUCUCGGUGCUGUCUCGGGCGGCUACGCGACCGAUCGCAUGCAAGUGCGGUCGCCGUACGUCGUCGUCUCGCUCGUGCUCUCGGCCAUUGUGCUGCACUUUCUAUUUGGCGCGACCGAGCACCAAACCGCCGUCAUUCUGUUUGCGCUCGGGCUUCUCACGGGCGGCCCCGAGACGCUCAUCACGACUGCGAUUUCCGCCGACCUCGGCACGCACCCGUCCCUCCACGGCAACCAAGCGGCGCUUGCGACGGUCGCUGGCAUCAUUGACGGCACUGGCAGCUUUGGCGCGGCGCUAAUGCAAUUUGUCGUCGGCGCCGUCGCGCACUGCGAACAAACGUGCACGCUCCAAAAUGUGUGCACGACGACGUGCGGCUGGGCCAACGUCUUUUCCGUACUGCAGGUCAUGCUUGUCGUCGGCGUCCUCUGCCUCCUCAAGAUGCUCUACCAAGACACGCAGUCGCUUCUCCUCACGCGCGACUCGGCCGGCCGGCACGCCAAGAUCCCGGUCACGGGCGGCGACCACUCGGACUUUGCCGCUGACGCGCGGGCCGACACGCCAUCGCACAACCCGAAUGACAUGGUCUCGGUCUGACACAAAAUGGCGGCGUCAACACGAGCUAGACUGUCGAUGAUGACAACAUGGUAUUCCAGUCUUCUUUGCUUGUUGUCAAUGCUUAAAUGCGCUUGAUCUCGGU
Saprolegnia diclina VS20 is the source of this 1705-nucleotide messenger RNA. RefSeq lists its product as hypothetical. The record is from RefSeq and is a predicted model, not a curated record. Bases 61 to 1602 code for a protein of 513 amino acids. The transcript is spliced from 9 exons. Gene Ontology annotation, molecular function: transmembrane transporter activity. Gene Ontology annotation, biological process: transmembrane transport. Lineage: Eukaryota; Oomycota; Saprolegniomycetes; Saprolegniales; Saprolegniaceae. Gene Ontology annotation, cellular component: endoplasmic reticulum membrane.